Molecule: messenger RNA, 636 nt
Organism: Lolium rigidum
Lineage: Eukaryota; Viridiplantae; Streptophyta; Magnoliopsida; Poales; Poaceae
Exons: 1
Coding region: 1-636 (211 amino acids)
Source: RefSeq, a predicted model, not a curated record
AUGGAGAUCAGUGGCGAGGCGCGGCAAGGGUGGGUCGCAACCGCGGCGCCCGAGCAGUGUCGAGGAGCCGUGGAGGCCGUGCCACGGGGACGGGGGGCUGCGGCUGCGGCGCCGCUCGAACAGUGGCGAGGCGCCGUGGAGGCGGCGCUGCCGGGCACGCCGGCGGGCGCAGCGUGGGCGCACGUCGCCAGCUUCUUCUCCGCGCACCGCUACCUGCCCGGCAUCGACGUGUGCGAGCGCGUGGCGGACGGCGCCGGCACCGCGGAGGACGACGACGGCCACCACCAGCUGAUCAUCCCCGGCUGCGUCCGGCACGUGGCCUCGCGCGCGACGGGCAUGUGGGCGCGCGAGCAGCUGCUGGAGGCGGACCACGCGGCGCGGCGCCUCCGCUACGCCGUCGUCGCCAGCAACAUGGGGUUCGGCCGCUACGUGGCCACGCUCCGCGUCCUGGACGGCGGCGACCGCGACGCUGACGGCGGCGGGUGCAGGAUCUCGUGGGCGUUCGAGUGCGACGCCUUGCAGGGCGAGGGGUGGAGCGAGGCGGCGCUCGUGGCGCGCCUUGGCGCCAGUGUCCAGGGCAUGGCUGAGCGGGUGCAGCGGCUGGUCGCACGGCCGGUAGCCGCCGUCGGCGCCUGA